Messenger RNA from Phytophthora infestans T30-4, 785 nucleotides. RefSeq lists its product as uncharacterized. The record is from RefSeq and is a predicted model, not a curated record. Lineage: Eukaryota; Oomycota; Peronosporomycetes; Peronosporales; Peronosporaceae. The coding region runs from base 1 to 732 and encodes 243 amino acids. Gene Ontology annotation, cellular component: transcription factor TFIIF complex. Gene Ontology annotation, biological process: transcription initiation at RNA polymerase II promoter; transcription by RNA polymerase II. The transcript is spliced from 8 exons.
AUGGCAGAGCCCGAGGAACAGGUGGAGCCGCUACACCUCGAGCUGGAGGACCGCGAGGUGUACCUUGCCAAGAUCCCGACUGCUCUCGGCGCGUCGUGGAAGAAUGUACAAGGCUCUAUCAAGCUGGAGAAGAAGAGCGUCUUGGGUCGUCGCAAGGGCAUGCUGACGGUGAACCCCAGCACCCUAGAAGACGACAUUCCGACAGAGUACCGCGUGGAGAUCAGUGAGACACCUCUGAAGCUGAAAGUGUUCUCGCUGGAUGGCUCUGGUCGUAUGGCCAUUGAAGGCACAGUGAAGAACAGCUGCACAAUUAUGGCUCAGCGCAAUGACCAGUACAGUAAGAUGUGCAAACAACGUCUGAUCAAGUCGAUGGUCAAGACAAGAAUUGUGCAGCCCUUGGAAGACCUGCCACGUGUGAAGAAGGCUAGAAUCCAGUUCACUAUCGAGAAGCCUGACCCGGAGGCCGAAGAAGAUGAUGCUGACGCGAAGCUUCUGGACAAGUCGGACAAGAAGAUUAAGAUGAGCAAGGAUGAGCUGAAGAACCUCGUGUUCCACCACUUCGAGGAGCGCGAGUACUGGCCGCUCAAGGAACUCAAUUACCAUUGCCGUCAGCCCGAGUCAUUGUUGAAGGAGGUGCUAAAGGAGAUUUGCGUGUACCACCGUAAGGGCCCAAACAAGAGCUGUUACGAGCUGAAGCCUCAGUACAAGGACGGUGUCUCGUCGAACGCGUAAAUUACUCGCAAAUAUGGCGCCGAGGCAAUAAAGAGAUUUGACUGUGCUCUAAA